AUGACAUCGGAAGAUAAUCACUCUAUUUACGCGUCAGCUUGUUCUUCUUUUGCUCACCCUACAAAGACGCACGACUAUUACCCAACCAUAGAAUAUUCACGAAACGACUUUAUAAUAAUAAGCAAUUCAACGAUUACUAAAUUACCUUCCAUUACAAACGAUGUUAUGCAGUUUGUCACAAACGCAAAUGAAAAUGAAAAGAUUGAUUAUGCAAGAUUGAGAGAAUUAUUGCAAAAUCAUGAUAAGAAAAAUUCAACAACUGAUGAAACAUCUAAUAUUUUAGGGAGCUUAGAUGAACUGACGAAUCCAAUAAAAAAUAUUUCACAAAAAGAAGAGAUUUUGAAAGAAAAGGUAGAAAAUGAAAUAGAAGAAGUAAUAAAAGAAGUAGAAACCGUUGAAGCCAAAAACCGAAAAAAAGUGAUCGAGCAGGAUGACAUGCAAGAACAACUUGAGCAGCUACGUGAAGAGAACGAACGACUCAAAUUAGAAUUGCAUGCAUUUAAAAGAAACACAAGGCCAUUUUUUACCAAAGAGUCAAAAUCAUCAGAAACACGACGUAACAUUUACAGAGAUAAAUUGUAUUUUAAAUUACAAUUAGCCAAAGUUGAUGAGUUGGAAACCGAAAUCUUGUCCAAUUUGGUUAAGGAAAUAAUGUUAACUUUAAGAAUCGAUGAUGUGAAUCGAGUUGUUCCUUCUCUAAAGCAAAUCAACAAAGUUAUGAGAGUAGUGCCACAUUUACGAGAUUUUUGUUAA
Messenger RNA from Funneliformis geosporum, 753 nucleotides. The record is from the annotation of a GenBank genome assembly. Lineage: Eukaryota; Fungi; Glomeromycota; Glomeromycetes; Glomerales; Glomeraceae.